UCUCUUUCUGUCUGCUUUGCUUCCUAGUCAAAUGUACAAGUUGAUGUCACAACUACGGGACCAGUUUAGUUUAGGAUGGUCCCCAAUGCCAAGUAAUGAGCAAUUUAUGACACUAGACAUCACCCCCCCUCACCAUGCCAAUACCUUAAAUCUCUUCAUAAAAGGCUCUCUCUCAACCAUCAUCCAGUUCUCUUCAUGGUCAAGGAUUUGCAGAGUUCAUCUCUACUUAGAGAACUACAACAAGAGGGAAUUUGUUCAAAAAUGUUGCGUCUUCUGCGACCUGUUAUGAUGGUAAUGGUACUGAUCAUAAAACCAGGGAUGCUAGUGUCUGUUAAUGAAGCUCAUCUCUCUUAUGGACACUACCAGACUACAUGUCCAAAUGUUGAAGCCUUAGUCAGGGAUACACUAGUACCCAUUUUCUUGACUGAUGCUACUGCUCCUGCAUCUUUCUUAAGGCUCCUGUUUCAUGACUGUCAAGUUCAGGGUUGUGAUGCAUCGAUACUACUCAACUCUGAACGCAGAAACAUUGGUUCAGAGAUAAUUUCCUCAAAAAAUUUCAUGAUAAGAAACCGUGAAUCAAUUGGGUUGAUAAAAUCGGUUGUGGAAUCAGAGUGUCCAGGGCAAGUCUCUUGUGCUGAUAUUAUUGCUUUAGCUGCUAAGGAGUCGGUAGCCUUCACUGGAGGACCUCAAAUUCAAGUUCCUCUUGGAAGGAAAGACUCAACAAGUUCAAGUUAUAAACAAGCUGAUAUAUGGCUACCUUCACCACAAGUGAGUGUAGAUGGGAUGCUUCAAAUCUUUAGAUCUAAAGGAAUGAAUCUUCAAGAAUCUGUCGCCAUGCUGGGAGCACAUACAAUAGGGGUUGGACAUUGUCUGAACAUUGUGGACAGAUUAUACAAUCCCAAACACACCAACAGCAACCCUGCCUCUGCUAAUGAUAUGCUGGAAAAAGGUUAUGAAGCUCUAUUGAAGAUGCAAUGCCCAACUAGAGUUCCUCUAACAAACCUUACAUUUGUGCCUAAUGAUAUAACUCCUCUAACCUUUGAUAAUCAGUACUACAGAGAUAUCAUUUAUGGCAGAGGUUUAUUCGGUAUCGACUCGAGCAUCUCAAAGGAUCCAAGAACAUCACCGGUUGUUAAGUCGUUUGCUGAUGAUCAAAACUACUUUUUCCAAGUCUUUGCUUCUGCAUUUGUGAAGCUCUCAUCCACAAAUGUACUUACAGGGAAUUCAGGUCAGAUUAGGAGUCAUUGCAGUAGAUUAAAUUAAACUGCAUGUUGUUGAACAACAAAAUAUGUGUAAUGUAAGGACUUGGAGUUGGAAGAAGACAUGGAUUGUCUGGUAAAAAAAGUACAAAUAGUCCUUUCUUAGAUUUUGAGUUCAAAUUUUAGCACAAUCAUUAGUAUUGUGAGUACUUUAGUACUGUUGGAUGCAUUAUUGGCAUUGUACUUCUGCUUAUACGGCAGAUAUGGCGUACUCCGGUGUAAUUGAUAUGGGCUGCUUAGGCGCGAAACAGAAACUAUGACGGAUUUGAAACUCAAUAAUAGGCUAUCAGUGGAGAAUGUUAGCUAGUAGUUUUAGGGAAUCAGCUUGUAAAAUU
Molecule: messenger RNA, 1594 nt
Organism: Papaver somniferum (opium poppy)
Lineage: Eukaryota; Viridiplantae; Streptophyta; Magnoliopsida; Ranunculales; Papaveraceae
Product: peroxidase 29-like
Exons: 3
Coding region: 196-1263 (355 amino acids)
Biological process (GO): hydrogen peroxide catabolic process; response to oxidative stress
Molecular function (GO): peroxidase activity; heme binding
Source: RefSeq, a predicted model, not a curated record